Oreochromis niloticus (Nile tilapia) is the source of this 1336-nucleotide messenger RNA. It is a transcript of the gene crybb1, whose product is annotated as crystallin, beta B1. NCBI's taxonomy places the organism in Eukaryota, Metazoa, Chordata, Actinopteri, Cichliformes, Cichlidae. Gene Ontology annotation, molecular function: structural constituent of eye lens. The record is from RefSeq and is a predicted model, not a curated record. Bases 427 to 1122 code for a protein of 231 amino acids. Gene Ontology annotation, biological process: lens development in camera-type eye; visual perception. The transcript is spliced from 6 exons.
CUAAAGAGUAUGUUGUAUUUGUGUUUGUGUGCGUGCCUUUUCUGUGUAGGUGACAGAGAGUGUGGAUUACCUCUUUGUGUCCUGUGGACCUUUGCAUUCCUCAACUCUACAUGCGACUACAGCUCACAGGCCUACCAGCCCAACACAUAGCAAAGAAUGCUGUGUCAGUGGUUUCCUUUGACAGCAAAAUGCUUACAGGCAAGCCCGAGGGGCCAGCAGCGUUUCCAGGCUAUGCGAUGACCUGCUGGCUUUGGUCCAGGCCAACAGUGAUGACGAGAGGCUUUCUAUUGUGCUGUGAGCCUCUACGUUUGGCCUUUGCCAGAGUAUAAAAGCUUGGGUUGAGCGUUGAAGGGACCAGCACGAGCUAGCCUCCCUCAUACGGCACUGCAAGCUAUACUGACGCAGACUCUCCUGAAGCCCCUCACCAUGUCUCAGACUGCCAAGUCCGCCUCCAGCCAGGGCACUGAUGCCAAGGACAAGGGAGCCCCAGCUCCAGCUGCCUCCAGCAAGGCCACCAAGACCGGCGAGCCUGGCAUGGGAUCCUUCAGAAUCAUGCUGUUCGACCAGGAGAACUUCCAGGGCAGGAUGAUCGAGGUCCAGAAUGAGUGUAUGAACGUGUGUGACCGUGGCAUGGAUAGAGUGCGUAGUAUCAUUGUGGAGUGUGGCCCCUUUGUUGCCUUUGAGCAGACUAACUUCCGUGGGGAGAUGUUCAUCCUGGAGAAGGGAGAGUAUCCUCGCUGGGAUACCUGGAGCAACUCCUACCGCAGCGACUGCCUCAUGUCCCUCAGGCCCAUCCGAAUGGACAGCAUGGAGCACAAGAUCUGCCUGUAUGAGCUCUCUGACUUCAAGGGCAACAAGAUGGAGAUCCAGGAGGACGAUGUGCCCACACUCUGGGCGCAUGGCUUCUGCGACAGAGUGGGCAGCGUGAGGGUGCCAGGAGGAGCGUGGGUGGGUUACCAGUACCCUGGAUACAGAGGCUACCAGUACCUGUUUGAGUGCGGUGACUACAGACACUACAAUGACUUCUGCGCCUUCCAGCCCCAGAUCCAGUCCAUGCGCCGCAUCAGGGACAUGCAGUUCCACCAGAGAGGAUGCUUCACCUUCACCUCCGCCAGCAAGUGAAUGACAUCUGCUGGCUGCCCGGUGCUGUUGCAGCCAUGCAGCCCUCUCAGCUUUUUAUCUCUCCAAACAAGCCCUUUCUCCAGUCUCCAGUGCUUUCCUUUAUCUCCACAUCAUCGCUCCAUCCCAGAGGAAAGACAGAAUGAGAGCAAACACACUGGACAACAUUAAGUGACUUUUUAUGGUGCUAAAAAUAAACAUGUUGUGAAAAACCUAA